Didymella exigua CBS 183.55 is the source of this 340-nucleotide messenger RNA. Lineage: Eukaryota; Fungi; Ascomycota; Dothideomycetes; Pleosporales; Didymellaceae. The record is from the annotation of a RefSeq genome assembly.
AAUCCUGAGGGUUAUAAUACUAGGCCUAGUUGUGGUUCUUAGCUUUGAAGAUGAUGAAGGGUGGGAUAACCUACCCUGUGGCGUUAAUGGCGGCAAUCAACGUCACCCACUCCCUGUUACUAGGCUGAACCCCAAGUGGCUUAAGGCGCCUCUUAGAGGCUGUGACUACCUUCACAGACCCCCUAACGCCUAUCUAGAAGCCAGUCUUAUCAAAGUUGUUGAACCAGGGGCUGAUAAUAGCUGGAUUACUGCAGAGGACUCGCUGGUGAUCACGGAGUUGAGUCACCUGAGAUUUGACCUCAGGCCGGCGUUGGAUCAGCCUAUAGGCCCAGUUCUCCCC